AUGGAACGUAAAACAGCCAUUCUGGCAAAGGAAUUUCGUCGCUAUGACAUUGAUAUUGUUGCUUUAAGUGAAACCCAUCUGUUGCAUGAAGGAAAACUUGAGGAAGUCGGUACAGGUUACACAUUCUUUUGGAAAGGACGUCCUUCAAAUGCGACACGACAAUCGGGUGUAGGUUUUACUGUCAAAUCCUCCUUGGUGGGUAGUCUCGACAACCUACCAAGGAGAAUAAAUGAUCGUCUAAUGACACUUCGCCUACCUCUUUCUGGUGGUCAAUUUCUAACCUUGGUCAGUUCAUAUGCUCCAACAAUGAAAGCCUCCGAAGAAAUCAAAGAGAAAUUCUAUGAUAAUUUGAGUAACAUUAUUGGUGCUGUGCCAAAGAAGGACAAACUGCUCGUCCUAGGUGAUUUCAAUGCUCGAGUUGGUAGCAAUCAUUGCACAUGGAAAAAUGUGCUUGGUAAACACGGCAUUGGAAGAGAGAACAAUAAACGCAAUCAAAGCACUGCUGAUGCCUACCAUCAUGCAAGAAAAGCAGCAAGAGCUAGGCUCUCUGUGAUGAAGAACAAAUGGUGGUUACAGAAGGCAGAACAGCUUCAGUUAGCUGCUGACCAGCAUGACUCUAGUGGCUUCUAUCAAGGCCUAAAAGAGGUGUUUGGGCCAAGCUUCUCUAUGGACGACGAGAAAUUAUUGACUCGUUUGGGUCAGCAUUUUGCAAGCAUCUUGAAUCAUCCAACAUUUAUUUCACAAGAAGCUCUUGACAGCAUUGAUGAACAGCCUGAUCUAGUUGUAGCUUGUGAACCACCAUCUAACAAUGAGAUAAAUAAAGCUAUCAGGAAAAUGUCAAGGAAUAGAUCUCCUGGUGCUGAUGGCCUACCUGCUGAAAUUUUUCAACAUGGAGGAGAACUGCUGUUGUUCAAACUAGGUGAUUUCAUUCGUCUAUGCUGGGAACUCGAAGAUGUACCCCAGAACUUUAAAGAUGCCAGCAUAAUCCAUCUACACAAGAAAAAAGGUAGUCAAUCUGACUGCAACAAUCACCGUGGGAUCUCUUUGUUGUCUGUUGCUGGCAAAAUUAUGGCCAGAGUUCUUCUUGAUCGUCUUGUCUCAAACUUUUCAGAGAGUAUCCUUCCUGAAAGCCAAUGUGGUUUUCGUUCUGGUCGUGGUACGUCCGACAUGAUCUUUUCAGCCAGGCAGCUUCAAGAAAAGUGUCGUGAACAGCACGUGGAUCUAUUUAUGGUCUUUAUUGACUUGGUCAAAGCGUUUGACUCGGUUGAUAGAACUGGCUUAUGGAAAGUCCUUUUGAGGCUUGGCUGCCCGGUUAAGAUUGUGAAUCUAAUCAAAGCCUUUCAUACUGGUAUGAUGGCUUGUGUUGUCGAGGAUGGGUCAAAGUCAGAAAUGUUUGCAGUAAACAACGGAGUGAAACAGGGCUGCGUUCUAGCACCUACUCUUUUUAGCAUUUUGUUUUCCGUGGUUUUAAAUGAUGCCUUCAAGAACAUCCGAGAGGGUGUUCGAGUUGAGUUUAGAACUACUGGAGAUGUAUUCAAUCUCAGACGCUUACAAGCCAAAACAAAGGUUUCUAAGAGUCUACUGAGAGAACUCUUGUUUGCUGACGAUUGCGCAUUAGUUGGUCACACAUAUGAAGACAUUCAAUACAUUGAUAUCAAAGGCCAGUGCUGCUUUUGGUAA
Corticium candelabrum is the source of this 1680-nucleotide messenger RNA. RefSeq lists its product as uncharacterized. The transcript is spliced from 4 exons. Gene Ontology annotation, molecular function: catalytic activity. NCBI's taxonomy places the organism in Eukaryota, Metazoa, Porifera, Homoscleromorpha, Homosclerophorida, Plakinidae. The coding region runs from base 1 to 1680 and encodes 559 amino acids. The record is from RefSeq and is a predicted model, not a curated record.